Penaeus monodon (black tiger shrimp) is the source of this 4134-nucleotide messenger RNA. RefSeq lists its product as uncharacterized. The transcript has 2 exons. NCBI's taxonomy places the organism in Eukaryota, Metazoa, Arthropoda, Malacostraca, Decapoda, Penaeidae. Bases 57 to 3575 code for a protein of 1172 amino acids. The record is from RefSeq and is a predicted model, not a curated record.
CCGUGGUAGUGAGAGGGACUUCUCGAGUAUGAGUGAUCUCUCGCCUCGAUUCUGAAAUGACGCUUAUAACACUGGUCGUGGUGGCGGCUGUAGCGUCUGUGGAUUCUUGGGCUACAGGAGCAAAGGCCACAGCUGCUUCAGGAUUUCUACCUCUUCUAAGCCAUGGAGAAGGAGCGUCGAAGGAUAUCAUCCCGGGAUCUGGUCUUCUUUUCAAACUGCCUCCUCCCACGAUCGAGGAAAAGGCCGCGGGAGAGGCAGAAGGAGCAGGGAAGGAGGAGAAGGUUCAGGGAGUAAUCGUGGCAGCGGAGGAAGGCCGACCUUUUAAAGGUGGCGGUGAGAUCGACCAUGAUUCGGAAAGAACUCCUGCCAAUCGAUUUCAUGAAGGCAAGCAGUUCCAAGGACAGGUCAACCGAUUUAGCAGCGGGAGCCAGGGUGGGAAUGGCCCCGUUACCAGCGUCGUGGGCAGUGACCCCCUUGCUGCCGUGUCCAUGAUCCAGAGUUACGUGGAUGAAGUGAUCUCUAAGCCCACAGGGGAACGGCCGGGUUAUAUCAUGAUCAACUCACGCAAUCCGGUCAUUAUUAACCAGCUAGUGGCAGCCUUGACCCAGCGCUUCGGCCCUUCGUCAGUCCACCAGGACGCGCAGACGAUUCAGAACAUUGUUGGGAAUUCUGUUGGUUUAGGAAGCUCGGGGACACAAGCCACGAAUUCUGAUGGGAACAGGAAUACAAUACCAGUGUUUCCUUUCAGCAACAGGUUCGAAAAAACAUCUACUGAGGGAGUUACAGAGGCCAAGAAUGGCCUGUCUGAAGUUGAAUACAUCAGACAGCAACUGGCGUCAAUUGCAGACCUAUCAAUUUCCACCGGGAUCCUGGUUAACGACACAAUGGAUGCGCAAGGGAGACAUGGUCAGGAAAAGAUUAGUCCUUCAACUCCUAAAACUCCGGUAAUAGUAUUGAAUCAUCUAAAUAACAGUGAAGAUAACCCGCAAUCAGAUAUUCAGAAUGCAAUAUUAUCUGAAAAUGGAGAAUAUACAAAGCCACAGAGUAUAAGUGAAGAGAUAGAAACUAUUGAAGAAGUGGAUAAGAUUCUAGCAAACCACCUUCGCGAAAGUGUCUCCGUUAACCAUUUGCAAAGCACGGAAAAUGAUAAUUCCGAUCUAUCAUCCAACGAAGUAUCUCUCUCAAGCUCCCCUCAUUUCGCUGGGAUUACUCCAGAGGCCAGCGCAACACCACAUGAUAAUCCAAACGACUAUGUUACAUCUCUCAAAUACCUUACUACAGAAACCUCAACUCUAGCUACGAAAUCAAUGCCUGAUAUCCAUCAUAAGACAGAACAGUAUAUGCAGCAGCCCGAAACAACUAAGCACGGCGACCUGUCUGAAAAUGAAGUCCUUCCAACUGGUUAUGAGGAUUACUAUGAAGACAUUGACGGCGAAUUGGUCCUCAGCCCAUCCAAGUUCAUGCGCAGGGGUGGGCCGUUUAGCCCUUCCGAGAACAAGGAAGAUUUUGGUGACAACACUGAAACCAGAAAUGGGGAUAAUAGUGAGGAAAAUAUAGUAACUGAUGGUGUCAAGGCAGAUUUGUCAGGGUUUAAAAAUCCCUAUGACGAAAUCGGAAAGCAACAGUAUAACAAGUGGGCCAUGAAUUACACAGAUUCGCAGGUAUAUCCUCUUGAUGAGUUACGAGACCAACCAAAUCAUGUUUCCAGCCUAGGGGUGUCUCCCGUUAAUCCCCAGGUUAUGGAAGCGUUAAAGGGCAUGGAAAAGGAAGAUCUGCAGACACUAGGCUUGGCGGAGAAACUCGAGAUGAUCCCAGUACUGGAGGAAACUCCUGGGAACACUCGGAUGAAAAUUCCAAUGCUUGAGCAACUUCCGAAACAAGUCUUGAACCAUCUCCUUGCCAUGAAUACCCAUGACCUACAGACCCUCAACUUACUUGACGGCUUACGGCAGUUAUACCACACGCAGAAUGAAUCGGGGUCAUGGCACCAUAACAAUACCAAUGACGUAGAGGCAAAUAAGAGAUUAUCGCCAGUCAUUGGUGCCUUAGCUACUAACCACGAGGAGAGACAGCAGCACCGACCGAAUUUCAGUGCUGCCAACUUUCGUCAGAGUGAUGCUCCUGUGCAGAACAUCCCGCCCAACUUUUUCCCGAAUCGGCCCUCUCCUUCGCAGCACCAGCACCGCCAAGCUCCUGCCCCACAGCUCUCUCCCGAACAGCAGCAGAUCAUCUCUCGCCUUCCCGCGGGCAUGCAAGACGUCGUCUCUUCUAUCGUGAUGGCCGUGCAAGCCCCGGCAACCUCCGCGCCCACCACCCAGACGCCACCCUAUCUCCCGCUCCCGUACCCUUACCCAUACCCGCCUUACCCUUACUACCCUCCCCCUAACUUCCAUCAGCAACAAGUCCCCGCAACACAGCAGCCGCAUACCCACAAUGGUGGUGGCCAGGCGCACCACAGUGGGCAUGGUGCCCAUUCUCAUCACUCUGCGCAUGGAAGUCAUACUGGGCAAGGUGCUCAUGAUGGUCAUAGUAAUCACGGAGGCCAUGACAGUCAUACAGGACAUGGUGCCCAUGACAAUCACAAUAAUCAUGAAAAUCAUGGUGGUCAUACUGGACAUGGCGCUCAUGGGAAUGAUAACCAUGGAGGACAUGGCAGUCACCAUGGGCACAAUGUGAAUAGUAUACAUGGAAGUCACUCAGGUCAUGACACUACCGCUGGUCAGACCAAUGACAGGACCACCGAGGCGCAUGGCAGCGGCAGCAACACCAGUCUCAUUCCCCACAGAACCCAACCUCUUGCAACCUCUACUCCGGGAAAUGGGACGCCACGACCUGCCGUUGUGUCUGAGCCCAUUUUUUCCGAAACGUCAGACACGCAGAACGUCGCAGGGGAAACUUCUCCAAACUCUUCCGUCCUCGCGUCCAGAGUGGGGGAGUUGGCCGCGUCUGGAAUCCGGGACAACGACAACAGCGGCCAUGGCACUGUGGGUCUUCUCUGCCGCAACGAGGGCACGAGCGGCUUCUGUGAAAACCGACUGAGUGUUGGCGGCGUACCGAACCGGCCGGAUCGAAACCAGGGGCUGCUGCAGCUGAGGCAAGAUCCAGCGCAGAUGGGAAAUGGUAGACCGUCUGGCGGUGGAAUCGUGAACUACCGACCGCCACAGCAGAGCAGCAUGCAGAUGGGCGGGCCUGUCAUUAACGUUGUUCUGCCGGAGGUGCAGGAAUCACCGCUUUCUGUGGAGGAGGAAGAGAUCGGGCCUCUGAUCGGCGAUGCCCCGCCCGAGCCCGCCAGUGACAGCGCCCCUGAGAUGAUGGACCGCGAGGAGAUGAACUCCCUGCUACAGUCGCUCUUCUCGUCCCCUACGCUGCUGCUGCUGGGAAUCAUCUUCGCCACCAGCGCUGCCUACAUGGCCAUCGCCAUGGAGGAGCAGGCGGCUCAGCAGCGCUUCCAGCAGGCGCAGCUAGCGGCGGCGUUCGGAGGGCAGCAACAGUUCUUCCAAGGGCGCAGGCGAAGGCAAUUGCCGGACGUGUGGUACCCAAAGAAACCUCGUUUCGAGAAGCAAAACAACAGAUGAAGUAGAUUAAUCACUUAGUAGGUAUCACUCACAUCGACAGACCCGACUCCAUGACAGUGGGUGUGCGGAUGGGUUAAUAGGGACAACCAGGGAAUUUUUACCACGAAACUGAUACCGUUGGGAUUCUCAGCACUGUUGUACAUGAAAGCACAGUUCAUAUCAAGCGUAGUGUGAAGCAUGGACACUAGACCAGUGAUUUCUAUGAAGCAUGUGCAUCUGUUCACCUCUCACACUGAGACAUGUAUUUAAUCUACUUCGAAUGAUUUAUUGGAAUGAACCGCCAGAUCAAGGAACGUCCGUGGGAGACGAGUACAGUGAGGUGGAUGCAUCAAGACUUUAUAUGAGAUUCCUUACAUGCUGUCCAUGCAUUCAGGUAUCUCUCAUGAUGUCAUUAAAUCAGCUGCUAAUACUAACUAUGAAGACGGAUUAAAAAGUUAUCAAACUGAUUUCAGACCGAAUACUUUUUGAAUCCACGUUUCUUCUCCAUGCUUCAUUUAUUUAUUGUUUCAUCUUGUCUCACCUUUCCUAAUACCACAUUUCUCCUUCCAUUAUCAUCAAU